Messenger RNA from Acanthopagrus latus (yellowfin seabream), 7825 nucleotides. RefSeq names its product ATPase sarcoplasmic/endoplasmic reticulum Ca2+ transporting 3 (gene atp2a3). Gene Ontology annotation, biological process: intracellular calcium ion homeostasis; calcium ion transmembrane transport. The transcript has 22 exons. Gene Ontology annotation, cellular component: membrane. NCBI's taxonomy places the organism in Eukaryota, Metazoa, Chordata, Actinopteri, Spariformes, Sparidae. The record is from RefSeq and is a predicted model, not a curated record. Gene Ontology annotation, molecular function: P-type calcium transporter activity; ATP hydrolysis activity; ATP binding. The coding region runs from base 302 to 3277 and encodes 991 amino acids.
GAGAUGAAGUAACAGCGGCAGUCGAUCAACAGAGCCUCAGCAGCGUGCGUACCGCGGACCCGGAGGUUUUUUUUUUUUUAAUUCUUCAGGGGGGGAAAACAGGUGACGGAGCACGCCGAGCGACACUCCGCAGUCCUCAGCCUCCAUCGGUGGACAUUACUGCUGCUUCAACUCCCCCCCCCCCCCCCCUUGUCCUCUCCCUCCCGCGCUCCCACCCCGAUUGCCACAAUAGAUGUAUCUCAACUACAUGCAUUUCGACCUGAUCAUCUGAGGCUCCCCCCCUCUCCUUCGCUCCGGCAAGAUGGAAAAUGCGCACACUAAAUCUGCGACCGAAGUUUUGGACAACUUCGGCGUGAACGAGAACACUGGGCUGACACUGGAGCAAGUCAAAGUCCAUCUGGAGAAAUAUGGACCGAACGAGCUCCCAGCUGAAGAAGGGAAGUCCCUGUGGGAGCUGGUGGUGGAGCAGUUCGAAGACCUCAUGGUCAGGAUCCUGCUGAUAGCUGCCUGUGUCUCCUUUGUGUUGGCUCUGUUUGAGGAGGGAGAGGAAACAACCACCGCCUUUGUUGAGCCUGUUGUUAUUCUUCUCAUCCUCAUCGCCAACGCUGUGAUCGGGGUCUGGCAGGAGCGCAAUGCCGAGAACGCCAUUGAGGCUCUGAAGGAGUACGAACCAGAGAUGGGGAAGGUGUACCGAAUGAAUCGCAAGGCUGUCCAGAGGAUCAAAGCCAGAGACAUCGUCCCAGGAGACAUAGUGGAGGUGGCAGUCGGUGACAAGGUACCUGCUGACAUCAGAGUGACCUCUAUCAAGUCCACCACCCUGCGAGUGGACCAGUCCAUUCUCACAGGGGAGUCUGUGUCCAUCAUCAAGCACACUGACCCCGUCCCUGACCCCAGAGCUGUCAACCAAGACAAAAAGAACAUGCUGUUUUCUGGCACAAACAUCGCUGCAGGUCGCGCCAUAGGUGUUGUCAUCGCUACCGGCGUUACCACAGAGAUCGGUAAGAUCCGAAAUCAGAUGGCAUCCACAGAACAGGAGAAGACGCCGCUGCAGCAGAAGCUGGACGAGUUCGGCCAGCAGCUCUCCAAGGUCAUCUCCCUGAUCUGCGUGGCUGUGUGGGUCAUCAACAUCGGCCACUUCGGAGACCCCGUCCACGGCGGCUCAUGGAUCAGAGGGGCCAUCUAUUACUUUAAGAUUGCCGUGGCCCUGGCCGUGGCCGCCAUACCCGAAGGCCUGCCCGCUGUCAUCACCACCUGCCUGGCCCUCGGCACGCGUCGCAUGGCCAAGAAGAACGCCAUCAUUCGCAGCCUGCCCUCCGUGGAGACCUUGGGCUGUACAUCUGUUAUCUGCUCCGACAAGACAGGCACCCUCACCACCAACCAGAUGUCUGUCUGCAGAAUGUUCAUCGCAGACAAGGUGGAAGAUUCAAACUGCUCCCUUCAUGAGUUCUCUAUUACUGGCUCGACGUACGCCCCCGAGGGACAAAUACUGAAAGGAGACAGGCCCGUCCAGUGUGGAGACUAUGAUGGACUUCUGGAGUUGGCCACCGUGUGCUCUAUGUGCAAUGACUCUUCACUGGACUACAAUGAGGCCAAAGGCGUUUAUGAGAAGGUGGGUGAAGCCACAGAGACGGCUCUCACCACCUUGGUGGAGAAGAUGAACGUCUUCAAGACUGAUGUGUCCGGACUGAGCAAGGUGGAAAGGGCAGGCUGCUGCAACUCGGUAAUCAGACAGUUGAUGAAGAAGGAGUUCACCCUGGAGUUCUCUCGUGACCGCAAGUCCAUGUCGGUGUACUGCACCCCUGUCAAGCCGGGCUCUCAGAGCAAGAUGUUCGUCAAGGGUGCUCCAGAGUCUGUGAUCGAGCGCUGUCAGUACCUGCGGGUGGGAACAACGAAGGUGCCGCUGACGCCCUUGCUGCGCGACCAGCUUAUGGCCAAGAUCAGGGACUGGGGGACGGGCAGGGACACCUUGCGCUGCCUCGCGCUGGCCACUCAUGACACCCCGCCACGCAAGGAAGACAUGGAUUUGGAGAAUUCCAGCAAGUUUGUGCAGUAUGAGCUGGGUCUCACAUUUGUCGGCUGCGUGGGCAUGCUCGACCCACCCAGGAAGGAGGUGAUCGGGUCAGUGAAGCUGUGCAACGAGGCCGGUAUACGGGUUAUCAUGAUCACGGGAGACAACAAGGGCACAGCUGUGGCCAUCUGCAGGCGAAUCGGUAUCUUCAGCGAGGACGAGGAUGUGAUGGGAAUGGCCUACACGGGCCGCGAGUUUGACGACCUCCCGCAGGAAGCGCAGAGAGAGGCCGUCAAGCGGGCACGUUGCUUCGCCCGCGUCGAGCCGGCACACAAGUCUAAGAUUGUGGGAUACUUGCAGUCAUUCGAUGAGAUCACUGCCAUGACAGGAGACGGUGUGAACGACGCCCCGGCCCUGAAGAAAGCAGAGAUAGGCAUCGCCAUGGGCUCCGGCACGGCCGUGGCCAAGUCGGCGUCUGAGAUGGUGCUGUCUGAUGAUAACUUCUCCACCAUAGUGGCCGCUGUGGAGGAGGGCAGAGCCAUCUACAACAACAUGAAGCAGUUCAUCAGAUACCUCAUCUCCUCCAACGUGGGAGAAGUCGUCUGCAUCUUCCUGACAGCCAUCCUGGGUCUCCCCGAGGCUCUGAUUCCAGUCCAGCUGCUCUGGGUUAAUCUGGUGACUGACGGCCUGCCCGCCACCGCCCUGGGCUUUAACCCCCCAGACCUGGAUAUCAUGGACAAACCUCCCCGCAACCCGAAGGAGCCUCUCAUCUCCGGCUGGCUCUUCUUCAGAUAUCUGGCCAUAGGAGGAUACGUGGGCCUUGGAACAGUCGGUGCCGCCACAUGGUGGUACCUGUUUGACGAAGAAGGCCCGCAAGUGUCUUUCUAUCAGCUGAGACACUUCAUGCAGUGCACCGAGGAGAACCCCAUGUUCAAGGACAUCGACUGUGAGGUGUUUGAAUCACGCUACCCCACAACCAUGGCCCUGUCCGUGCUGGUCACUAUUGAAAUGUUCAAUGCGCUCAACAGUUUGUCUGAGAACCAGUCCCUGGUCCGGAUGCCUCCCUGGGUCAAUAUUUGGCUGCUGGGAGCCAUCAUCCUCUCCCUCUCCCUGCACUUCUUAAUCCUCUACGUCGAGCCUCUGCCGUUGAUCUUCCAGGUGACCCCCCUGCGCUGGUCCCAGUGGAUCGUGGUCCUGAAGAUUUCCAUCCCGGUCAUCCUCCUGGAUGAGGCACUGAAGUAUAUGUCCAGGAACCAUCUAGAAGCCUAAAUUCUUUUUGUCUCACCUUCUGUGAAAAGGUGACGAAGACAAGAAAUAUCGGAGGAGAUGGCAGCGGAACUAAGACCUCUCCAUCAACACACUCACACACUUAGACACACGCCUACCCUCUUCCCUUUACGAGCUAGGAACCUUUUCUCCACCCUGUCCUCGUUCCCCACUCCUGCAUGUCCAACAGACCACCACUAGAAAACGAGCAGCGGCUUGCAUGAGGGCGUGUGUGUGCGAGAGCGAGAGAGAGCGAGCAUGCGUGUUCCCGCGAGCAUGGCUUUGUGACGAGUGUGUGAGCGAAUGAGCCGAGCGUGCGUGUCAACGGGCAGACACCGGCCUGUCUUUAUAGCUGCGAGAAACAACCGCAGGAAAAAAAGAAGAAAAAAAAAAAAGAUAAAACUCUGCUUUUUAAAGAUUUCUGCUCAUUGGUUUUUUUGACUGUACAGUACAAACAUAGUGGUGCAGUAACUGGACUUUGGGGAGGGAAGGAGAGGGAGGACGGGGUUGAUAACACAGGGCGUGGGAGGGCAGGAGAGGGGAUGGAGUGGGGGGGGGGGGGGGGGGGGGUUUGAAUUAGUACAGAGAACCAAAAGAGAGAUUGAGAGGCCUGGCGCGGAGAAGAGACUGGCGUACACACUGGCGAAAAAAAGAACGGCAUCAGCAAGAACGUGGAAGGUGAAAACAGCCGGCUCUGGAGGCGGCAUGGCCAGCGCAGAGAGCCCGUCGUACCUGUGCGUGUGUGUGUCUGUGUGUGUGUGUGUGUGUGUGUUUGCGCACACGCAAAAACAUUAUCUAGAGGUACGGCUUUGGCUCCUGCCACCCACACUACUGGCAGCCAGCUCUGCAAGAACACGACCUUGUCAGCACAACACAAUGGCAUCUCUGGCCAGUUUGCCACGGCGCCGCCCCCCCCGUCACUCUUUGUCCAACUCCUGGUUGAUCGUGUUUUAUGCAGAAUCGCUCUCUCUUCCUCCUGUCUGAUCUCUCCAUCUCUCUUUUCACGCUCUCUGUAGAGGAGGCAGCUGGGCGUCGGGGAUGUUUUCUUUCUUUUUUUCUUUUUUUUUUCCCGGGGGCUCUCUAGUUUAGGGGUGUGGAGAUAUCGCUCCACCUAAAGGUGUGAAUAGCUUUACGCUGCUUGGCCGCUUCCUUCCGGCUCUUAAUUCGAGGAGCUGAGGCCAGCUCACGGAUAGAUAAAUUAAUUUAAAAAACUAAAUAAAUAAAAAAUUAAAAUGUCAAACAUCAACCAAACCAGCAUAUCAGUAGAGUAGUUGUCAGCCAGUUCAUCCAGCUGGUCCUGUUAAGCCUCACUUUAAUGUCCACGUGCUGUGCUGCCAGUGGAGUUUUAGCUGUCAGACUAUCUGAAUUAAACGUAGAUCUGGACAACAGGAUCAUGCUCUGGAAUGAUCGUCUCGGGGCAUCGUGUUGCCGAUCUCCCUUUAAUUUCUUCAGUUAUUUCCAACCCUGCACCAGCUCUAAGGUGUGUGUGUGUGUUUGUGUGUGAGCGCGUGCAUAGAACCUUACUUGAAUUAAUUUGCCUAAUUUGACUCGAUAGGAUUUCAGUCGUUGAAUCGCACAGAUGACGUAGUUAAAGUAAGUUAAGGAACGGCAUCCAAACUGCUUGACUGUCUCCACUCGCUCGUGAACCAUUUAUAUAUUAAGCACAUUUCAACAUCCAUGCCUUAUACAGCCCACUGCACCUCCACAUGACGUAUGUGGUCGAAAUGAAUGUGUUCCUGCUAAUCUCUAAUUAGCUUUUUACCCCCACCCCACCACCACUCUCACUCAUGCGCGUCCUGUCUGUCAGUGAUGUUCAUUGUGAUCACUCGAGGUCUUAAGGACUCUGAAUGUCCACCUGGACUGAAGCAUGUUUGAUAGGAGACCACGUUAUGUUGUGCUUUUGUGCGCUGCUCCCUCAGCUCCUCCUGCUCUCUCAGUGCUUUAGCGACUCACUUGGGUAUCGUUUUAUAAUGACUUAAUAGUAAUGUAUUUGACUGAAUGAACCCACCCCCACCCCAGGUUUUGGAUUGUGUCUUUAAGUCUUAAUUAUGGGUUUUUGCGUUGGGCCCUGGUGCUCUGUGGACCGGGUGAGCGGUGUGUUUGGUCUCUUCCGCAUAGGAAAGAGGAGUGUGUACAUUCAAGGGGGAAGAAAAAACUUAGUAAAGGUGCCGGACCAGAAACGGGAAGAAGGAGCUGCAGUGAUGAGUAAAAUGAAUUGUAAUAAAAUGUUUGAUGACCGAGGUCUUUGAGGCACCUGUUGCCUGGGGGAGAUAUAUGUGCGAUUUUCUUUAAAAGAUAAGUUCACCCGUGACUGAGAAUGUAAUCAUUAUGUACUCGCCCUCAUGCUGAUGGGAAGUUGGUGAUGGUGGAGUUUUAAGUUCACGAAUAAUUUCUAGAGCUUCACAGCAGAACUUGGGACUUGUUUUGUAAAGAGUACCACAAGAAAACAAAAAGAGCAGCUUGUUCUUCAAGUCUCUGGAAGCCCGGAGAUCCCAAAUUGACUUGAAAAUACAUUAUUUACACUCUAUUUUAAGCUGAAAACUUCACUGUAGCCGCUCAGCUAAAAGCGUUAGCAUGCAGCCUGUCUAGGUAUCUAAAUAAAUAAAUAAAAAGAUAAAUUACAAACAUAAAUUGCUCCAUACAGCUCAUCUGGCGGAAGCCCUGAGAUUCCAAAUUAAUACGAAAAGACAUUAUUUAGCCCUCGCUGCACUGUCGGGCUUGGUAUCUAUGUCAGUGCGUGCUAACACUUCUAGCUCAGAAGCUACAGUGAGGAUUUCAGCUUUAAAAAAGGUGUAACUAGCUUCUUUUGGAAUCAGUUUGGUACGUUUUAAGUUCUGCUCACAAUUGUUUUAACAUUUUUUAACAAGUCCCCAUCCACUUCACUUGUUCAGGAGAACGCUGCAGUGCUGUUCUACUGGGAAGCUCCAGCAAUGUUUUUUGUACUGCAAAAUUUCCCCCACACUUUCCAUCAGCAUUGGGGCAUGUAAAGGAUGGCUGGUCUGUCAGUUUUUUGGUGAACUUAUCCUUUAAAUGAAUUUAAUUGUGAGUUAAUGACAGAAAUGUGCAGUUGUUCCUUCCUUUACCUUCCUCUUCUUGCUUCCAGACCUGAUAUCAACACGCAGUACUGAUUCCCACAGUUUGACAUAGAGCCUGGUUUAAAAUCCAAAGGAAAAUCCACCCUUAAACACUUAAAACUCUUCAGUGGUCCAUCUGCGGUUGCUUACAGGACUGUAUGACUACUGUCAUAGUCAUCUAUUUUGUUGCUUGGUGAUGUUUUUAUUUUUUCUUACUCCAGGGAAUAACUAGUCAAAUUUAGAUGGCAUGACAUCAUCGAAUCCAGAUCAUUUCCAGUUCCACAUGCUCUCUGGGCUCGCUAUUGGAAACGCUCCGAAGGAAAUCACUCAUUGAUGAAAAGUACAUCACCAGGCGCAAAAACAUCUCAGCCUGAUGACAAUGUGAGAAAGCGUUUGGGUGGAAUAUUCCUUUUUCAUUUUAGACCAGAGGCUGGGUUUUAUCUCGAUUUAUAUAAGGAUUUUGAUUAUACUUGACAUAAAGACGUAUCUUCAGUGAUUUCUUCAGUUCAUCUAUUAAGUUUUUUUUUUUUUUCCACCACCAUGAGAAUGUGGCGCCUCUGUCCAGAGCAGCUGUCCCUGUCCCAGGUCUCCAUGGCUCUGUAACAUGCUGGCACUCUGGCCACCAGGCACUAUAGGUCUGUAUAGCCUUGUUAUUUACUACUGAAUCCUCAACUCUGUACAGAAGAUGAGAAUAUGAUCGCAUGGAACCUUGUUACUGUAAUAAUAACCUAUACAGUAUAUAAUAUUUAAUUUUUUGAUAACUUACAUCAAUGAAACUUACUUACCAACAACAGACAGACUUGCGAGAAACUUUUUUUUUUUUUUAUUCGAGCACAUGGUAUCUAAGGAUUUCAUUUUGUUUUUGUUUUUGUUUUGUAGAAUAGAAAGGUUGUUUCUUCAUUGUUUCCGUUUGGUUUUUACAGUCGCUGGGGUUUUGUGUCUUUUACUGUAGGGCAAAAGAAUAUGAUGUUAUCAUGUUUAAGGUAGACAAGAAUCAUGCUUACGCUAAAUAAUGACGAUGACGCUGAUCAGCUCAGCGAUGGUUAUGCGGUGUGAGAACGGUCAGGAAUUUGUGAAUGAACUGUGUCUGGUUUACACUGAGCGAAAAAGCAGUGAUGAAUCCUGGGAUAUGAAGUUUUAUGACUGUACAGUGAAGGGCUUGGCGUGGGUGCAGGCUCUAGAGACCCCGCGACAAUACUUUUGGGUCUGGCGGCUCUUCAAGCCCCGUACCAUCUGUCAACAGUAACCACCUUUACUAACAGCGAAGGAGUGAUCAGGCUCAAAUCAAUAACAUCUGACUGCUGGUUCCCCAUUUUCUUUGUCUGCAUAGACGAGUAAACAGUCUCUAGAGCCUGAGUCCCGCCUCUGAGAAAUUAAAGGAUUCUCUGUAUUGCCUUGUUAAUAUUAAAUGUGGACACAUAAUUUUAUAAAUGACAAAGACGUGGAAAUAAAGAUAAUUUAUCUUGUUAUUUAUUCA